Messenger RNA from Serinus canaria (Common canary), 4348 nucleotides. It is a transcript of the gene HNF1A, whose product is annotated as HNF1 homeobox A. Gene Ontology annotation, molecular function: DNA-binding transcription factor activity, RNA polymerase II-specific; RNA polymerase II cis-regulatory region sequence-specific DNA binding. Gene Ontology annotation, cellular component: nucleus. The transcript has 9 exons. Bases 1631 to 3634 code for a protein of 667 amino acids. Gene Ontology annotation, biological process: positive regulation of DNA-templated transcription; regulation of transcription by RNA polymerase II; insulin secretion. NCBI's taxonomy places the organism in Eukaryota, Metazoa, Chordata, Aves, Passeriformes, Fringillidae. The record is from RefSeq and is a predicted model, not a curated record.
AGAUCUGAAAUAAAAGGUGAGAGUUAACACAGUCCCACCGGUGCCUGGAGGGAGGAGGGUCCCUCUGCAGGAACUCUGGCCCACAGCUGCUGACUCAGGAACCUGGAGAGCUUGGCCAGUGGUGCCCACGAGGGAAAACAGGAGCCAAGGUCCUCUGCAGCAUUGCCUUGGGACACUGCCCAGUCUGGGGACAGCCCUACCAUGCUCUGUUUAGCUCAGGCUGAUGGGAGUGUAUAGACACAGGCAGCUGCCCCUGGCAAGCUUCCAUUGAGACAACAGCUUUACAUCCUCCCAGGAGUCACUGGUGUGAGACAUUCGUGCAUCGAGCCCACGUGUGCACAUCAAGUUUCUCCCUAAUUUAGCCACUCAAAGUAGAUAUAUUCAUUCAUAACAUUUCAGAACAGAAUUUAGUAAAAAAGAUCCCUGGAGAAUUGUUUUAAGCAAUUCCAGCCAAGCCAGGGAUCACGUUUUAGGAAAUCACCCAACAGGUGGGAGCAGAACCUCAGAGCAGGGCUGGGAUCAGGAAGGGAUGGAGGCAGAUGAUAAAGGGGAACCACAAGCUUGCCCAGAGCACUCAUCAGAAGCAGUAGGGCAGUUGAUGAUAGAGCAGGGGUUUGAGCAUGACCCAGCACCCAGGGCUCUCCUUUAUCAAAUACGUGAAUCACAAGCUCAGAGGGGUAAGCCCUGCAAUCCCCCAGAUUAUGUGGGAACACUGCUCCUGCUCAUAGUUGAGCAAUAAACAUGGCAAGGUAAAAUGGAGGUACUACUGGUAUUUGCACAUCAAGAUACCCAGCAGCCAAAGGCAGAAAUGAAAAAGUCACUUAAGUCAUCAUGAUGAUGCUCUGCCACAGAAAUCAGCUGGAGCUUCAGAACACCCUGUGAGGUUUGGGGAUGUUCACAUAAAGCCAGUGGUUGCCUGUCCCUCUGCCUGAGGUCACACAAAGGCCAGUGCAGCUGCCAGUGUGGCUUUCUCUCAGCCCAAAGCCUUUGGCAGGGCCUGACACUGGCUGUACUUCACCACUGCCAGAGCUCUAAGCAGGUUCUGUGAUAUUCCAACAGCAGCAGCUUGUCCUGAGCCAUGGGCAGCCAGGCACAGCUCCUCCUUUGGGGUACUCCACCUCCUUUCUUCUCCAAAACUAACGGGGCCAGAAGUGAGCCAGAAGUGCUUCUCCAUCCCCAUCUUCCUAGCGUUCUUUCCAUACUCACUUUUCCAUGCUGCAGAUUUUUUAUCCCUUCAUUUUCUUCUCCUUCUCUCUCCUGCUUCCCUCCCUUUCCCCCUCCCCCUGCUUUCUCUCGCUCUGCACUUUGUGAACUGCUGCGGCAGUGCUGAAGUCCAAAGUUCAGUAACUUGCUAAAGCACACAGAUAAAUAUGAACCUUGGAGAAUUUACAUUUGCUCCAAUGUAAACAGAUAGCCAAGGGUCCCUUUAUCAGCACUGGCUCAGGACAGUCGUGGGGGGUCUGAAGUGGCUCAAUUUUGUAUUUUGUUUUUUUUGGGGGGUGCGAAGGCGGGAGGCUGUGCUGUGCCCACUCUGCUGACAGUCGGGCGCGUUACCUCGGGACCAUGAUGUAGGGAAGCUGGAAGCAGGACAGCCCAAAAUUCCAAGCCAAGAGACACCAGGCUGAAGACCAUGGUCUCCAAGCUGACUCAUCUCCAAGUGGAGCUGCUGGAAGCACUGCUGGAGUCGGGGCUGACCAAGGAGACCUUGAUCAAGGCUCUGAGCGAAGCGGAGCCCUACGGGCUGCAGAGCGAGAGCCAGCGCGCCAUCAAUGCCCUCCAGAGCGAGAAAGGGGAGCCCUGCCCCGACAUCCCCAACGGAAUGGGGGACUCCAGGGCAUCCGAAGAUGAAACCUCCGAUGACGGAGAGGAAUUUACCCCUCCAAUAAUGAAGGAGCUGGAAAACUUGAGCCCUGAGGAGGCUGCUCACCAGAAGGCUGUGGUGGAAAGACUAUUACAAGAGGAUCCCUGGCGAGUAGCAAAGAUGGUGAAGUCUUACCUCCAGCAGCACAACAUCCCUCAGCGUGAGGUGGUGGACACCACAGGUCUGAACCAAUCCCACCUCUCACAACACCUCAACAAGGGCACUCCCAUGAAGACCCAAAAAAGGGCAGCCCUGUACACCUGGUAUGUCCGGAAGCAGCGAGAGGUGGCCCAGCGUAAGUAUGGAACAACUGCUCUCCAGCCUCAGGGUCAUAAAGGCUUCUGCUGUCCUUACUCCUCAUUGUUUUCAAGGAAAAAAUCUCCUUGCCCCUUUGUGCUUGCAGAAUUCACACAUGCUGGCCAGGGUAUCCUGACAGAUGAGCCCAUGGGAGAUGACCUGCCCACCAAGAAGGGAAGGAGAAACCGCUUUAAGUGGGGUCCUGCCUCCCAACAGAUCCUGUUCCAAGCCUAUGAGAGGCAGAAAAACCCCAGCAAAGAAGAGAGGGAGGCACUGGUGGAAGAGUGCAACAGGGCAGAGUGUAUUCAGAGAGGUGUUUCCCCAUCUCAGGCCCAGGGACUGGGCUCAAACCUGGUGACAGAGGUCAGAGUUUACAACUGGUUUGCCAACCGCAGGAAGGAGGAGGCUUUCCGGCACAAGCUGGCCAUGGACACCUUCAGCGGCCCGCAGCCCGCCUCGGGCCCGCCUCUCACUCCGCACAGCUCCUCCUCCCUGCAGCCGCCCCCCGCUCUCUCACCCAGCAAGGUUCACGGAGUGAGGUACAACCAGCAGCCAGCCAGUGAGGCAGAGUCCUCCAGCAGCAACCACCAUGGGAACAGCUCCAUGGUGACCACCCAAACCAUCCUGCAUCAGGUUUCUCCCCCUGGACUGGAGCCCAGCCAGAACCUGCUAAGCACAGACACUAAGCUGGUAUCAGCUCCUGGAGGAACUCUCCCUCCUGUCAGCACCCUGACUGCCCUGCACAGCCUGGAGCAAAGCCCACACACGCUGAGCCAGCAGACCCAGAACCUGAUCAUGGCAUCCCUGCCGGGGGUCAUGGCCAUCGGGGCGGGCGAGACGCCGUCCCUGGCGCCCGCCUUCACCAACACGGGAGCCUCCACGCUGGUGAUCGGCCUGGCCUCAACCCAGCCCCAGAGUGUUCCUGUAAUAAACAGCAUGGGGAGCAGCCUCACUACCCUGCAGCCUGUUCAGUUCUCCCAGCAACUGCACCCAUCCUACCAGCAGCCCCUCAUGCAGCAAGUCCAGAGCCACAUCAACCAGAGCCCCUUCAUGGCUACCAUGGCUCAGAUACAGAACCCUCACGCUCUUUAUGGCCCCAAAUCUGAAGUGACUCAAUACACACAUGCAGGCCUCUUACCACAAACCAUGGUGAUAACAGACACAGCCAAUCUCAGCGCCCUGACCAACCUGACACCCACUAAACAGGCAUUCACACCUGACUCAGAGACCCACACCGACUCUGGGAUGCACACACCAGUGUCACAGGCACCAACAAUCCAUCUACAGAACCAAGACACAACAAUCCAGCACCUUCAGCCAGGCCCACGCCUCACCUCGAGCCCUGCUGUGUCCUCCAGCAGCCUGGUGCUGUACCAAAGCUCUGACUCCACCAACAGCCACAGCCAGCUGCUGCCAUCCACUCACAACGUCAUUGAGACCUUCAUCUCCACACAGAUGACAUCUUCCAGCCAGUAACCACCACCAGCAGCUCCUGAGUGACUGCCACAACCAACCUGCCAGGUGCAACUCCAGCCGUGUUUGCCACCACAGCCUCACACAAACCCCUGCUCAGCUGCCUCCAGGAGAGAAAAAGUCUCAGGCUCAAGACAGAAAGCAUGGACAGAUGAUGCUGGCACUGCUGAAAUCCACUGCCACCCCCCAAAAAAACCUCCAGCAAACCUUAACCCUAGCAGCCAGCUCAGAAUGGCCAGACAUCCUUUUGUGGCUGCCCAAGAAGGAAUCCCAACAGUGUCAGGACGUGGAUGGGACUUGAAUUCACUCAGCUUUCAUCAAGCUGGGCCUGUAUGAACCUGUCAGCACCAGACUAAAUCAUGUGGGAAAGAGCAAGGCUGAGCUGCCAAAGAAGGGACACCACCUUUAAACACUCUCCUCCUUUGCUGUAAGGAAGCACCAGCAGGAACUAUAAGAAAUGACAGAACCUUGGAAGUUCCUGACUUUGCAAUGAGAAUAAGCAAGAAACAGAUUUGGGAAUGGCUUGGCACAAACCUGUCAGUAUGGGAUCACUGACAAGCUCCAAAUCCUUAAUUAACUACCAAAAUACCAAACAUUCUCAGUUAAAAAUGACCUGCUCUAAAAUCAUGCUAUCCUAGUGGAAAUGGCUUGGUUGUUUUUGAUAUAGCUCUGCUUUGUUUUAAAUGCAGAAAUUAAAGUUUAACAGCUGCAAGGAGA